AUGUCCGACGCGAUCCAGGAGCACAAGCUCGAGGCGGAGCACGAUGAGAAGCGACGCGCUCUGCAACCAGACGAGCUGCCGCUCCCGCAAGAGUUGGAACACCUUGACGCCAACGAGCUGAGGAUCCUGGACAGAGGGCUGACGCGGCGGCUCGACAUGACGCUUAUGCCCACGGUCUUCAUCCUCUUCCUGUUGAACAUCCUCGACAGGAACAACAUCGCGAGCGCGAAGAUCGCCGGACUCCCCGAGACACUGAACAUGACGAACAACCAGUACAACACCACUCUUCUCAUGUUCUACGUCGGAUACUGCAUCACUCAGGUUCCCUCGAACAUGAUCAUCGGAAAGGUCCGCCCGUCGCUCUACAUCUGCCUUAUCACCUCCCUCUGGGGCAUCCUCUCCAUGAGCCAAGGCUUCGUCAAGAACUUCUCCGAGCUUGCCGCAGUUCGCUUCAUCUUGGGCCUUGUCGAGGCUCCAUUCCUGCCUGCUGUGUUUGUCUUGAUGUCUUGCUGGUACACACGCAAAGAGCUUCCCCCGAGAAUCGCGAUUCUCUACGGUGGCAACAUGGUGGCCACAGCCUUCUCUGGUCUCAUCGCCGCGGGCAUCAUCUCCAAGAUGGAAGGGAAGGCUGGCAAGCCUGCUUGGGAAUGGCUCUUCAUCAUCGAGGGCGCGAUGACGGUGGUCAUCGCCCUGCUGCUACUUCCCCUCCUGACCGACUACCCUCUCCAGAGCAAACACCUCUUCAUCUCUCACGACCAGCAGCUCUACGCCGAAUGGAGAAUCCGCAAGGAAAACGCCGGCAUCAGCGACGAAGACCCAGAGUCCAUCUUCUGGGGCCUCAAACAAGCCCUCUUCGACCCGAAGCUCUACCUCUUCAUCAUCCAACAGAUGGCCCUGAUCACCGCCCAGUCCUUCAACAACUUCUUCCCCUCCAUCGUCGGCACCCUCGGCUACGGCCGCACGACGACGCUCCUCCUCACCUCGCCGCCUUACUUCUUCGCCUUCAUCGUCUCCCUCUGCGUCUCCUUCCACGCGGCGCACAAGAACGAGCGCGGCUGGCACAUUGCCAUCCCGAUGAUGUUCGCCCUCCUCGGAAACAUCCUGGCCAUGUUCGUCCCCUCCCUCGGCGGCCGCUACUUCUCCAUGUUCCUCAUGACAUCCGGCUCCUACGCGCCCUACAACCUCUGCGUCAGCUGGCUCUCGGCGUCCCUGCCGCGUCCCCGCGCCAAGCGCGCCGCCGCGCUGGCCAUCGUCAACUUCAUGGCCGCCGGCGUCGCGCACUUCUACACGAGCUACAUGUUCCCGGACAGCCAGAAGCCGCGGUACUACGCGGGCGGCGCCGUCAUGUCCGGCGCAUGCCUCGUGUGCGCGGGCGUGGCGCUGACGAUCAAGUACUACCUCAAGAAGCAGAACGCCAAGUUCGAGGAGGAGGAGAGGGCGGGCGUCACGAGCCACAGCCACAUCGCGGGCUCCAAGGCGGGACACGGCGGGGAGGGCGUGGUCAGCUUCCGUUAUGUCCACUGA
This is a messenger RNA of Colletotrichum karsti, 1524 nucleotides long. Its product is annotated as major facilitator superfamily transporter. The transcript has 6 exons. Gene Ontology annotation, cellular component: membrane. The record is from RefSeq and is a predicted model, not a curated record. The coding region runs from base 1 to 1524 and encodes 507 amino acids. Gene Ontology annotation, molecular function: transmembrane transporter activity. Gene Ontology annotation, biological process: transmembrane transport. NCBI's taxonomy places the organism in Eukaryota, Fungi, Ascomycota, Sordariomycetes, Glomerellales, Glomerellaceae.